Messenger RNA from Strongylocentrotus purpuratus (purple sea urchin), 1917 nucleotides. Its product is annotated as loricrin-like. The record is from RefSeq and is a predicted model, not a curated record. The transcript is spliced from 6 exons. Gene Ontology annotation, molecular function: protein binding. The annotation marks the transcript as partial. NCBI's taxonomy places the organism in Eukaryota, Metazoa, Echinodermata, Echinoidea, Camarodonta, Strongylocentrotidae.
AUGAGCAAACUGUGGCUUUUCCUUGCCGCCAUUUUGUUGAUGGCGGCAUUUGCGUCUUCUGCACCACCAGCGGAAAGAACUCGAAGGAGUAGCAGCAGCAGCAGCAGUGAGGAGUCAGAUGGGUGUGGUGGGUGUGACGGAGGAGACUGCGAUGCUGAUUGCGGUGAUGGAGGAGACGGUGGUUGCGAUGGUGACGGCGGUGAUGGUGGCGAUUGUGGAGAUGGGGGUGAUGGAGGUUGCGAUGGUGGUGACUGCGGAGAUGGUGGGGAUGGUGGUGAUGGUGGUUGCGAUGGUGGUGGCUGCGGAGAUGGUGGGGAUGGUGGUGAUGGCGGUGGGGAUGGGGAUUGUGGUGGCGAUUGUGGUGGUGAUGGUGGUGAUGGGGGAGAUGGGGGAGAUGGGGGAUGUGAUGGCGGGAAUUGUGGGGAUGGGGGAGAUGGCGGCGGCGAUGGUGGUGAUGGUGGUUGUGAUGGAGGUGACGGCGGUGAUUGUGGGGAUGGAGGCGAUGGUGGUGAUGGGGGCGAUGGUGGAUGUGAUGGCGGUGAUGGCGGCGACUGCGGCGACGGUGGUGAUGCUGACUGUGAUUGCGACGGAGGUGAUGGCGAUUGCGGUGGUUGUGAGGACAGUUCAAAUUCCGAUUCCGAUUCCGACUCCGACUCUGACUCCGACUCCGACUCUGACUCUGACUCAUCCUCAUCCUCAUCCAGCGAAGAAGAUGAGGGAGACUGUGAUGGACCUGACGGGGGAGACUGCGGUGGCGAUGGGGGCGAUGGUGGUGGUGAUGGCGGUGGCGAUGGUGGUGGUGAAAUUGAAACCAUAUCUGUAGCUCAGGCUCCGGAAAUCCACUACGAAGUAAUCGAAAAGCCUGUUUACAUCCCGGUUCCUGUCCCCGCUGAUGAUGAAGAUGAUGACGACGGUGGUGAUGAAGAGGAAGGUGAUGAUGACGGUGAUAUCAUGUCGGGUGGAAACCUCGGUUUGAGCUGUUCUCCCUGCCCUGCGUUCAUCUCCCGUACUCAACCCGUCUGUGGGUCCGAUGGUACCACCUAUAGCAAUCUGUGUGAGCUCAGAGAAUCAUCGUGCAGGAGAGGAGACAACACACUGAAGGUUGCUAGCGAGGGUAGCUGUAUCAGUCAGCAUGCUGAACGUAAUCGCCGAAGCAGCAGCGAAGAAGCGGAUACGGGUGGCGACGGCGGUGGAGACUGCGGUGGAGAUUGUGGUGGAGACGGGGGUGGAGAUGGUGGUUGCGAUGGUGGUGGUGAUGGGGGUUGUGAUGGAGGAGGUGGAGAUGGCGGGGGUGAUGGUGGUGGUUGCGAUGGUGGUGGCUGCGGGGAUGGUGGGGAUGGUGGAGAUGGAGAUUGCGGCGGAGACUGCGGUGGAGAUGGGGGAGGAGACGGAGGAUGCGAAGGCGGCAGCUGUGGCAAUGCUGGAGAUGGUGGAUGCGAUGGCGGUGAUGGUGGUGGCGAUUGCGGGGAUGGUGGCGAUGGUGGAGACGGCGGAUGUGACGGUGGCUGCGAUGGUGGUGGUGGUGGUGAUGAUUGUGGAGAUGGGGGGAGCUCAGACAGCAGUAGCAGUAGCAGCGAAGAAGACAGUGGUGAUGGAGGUGAUGGCGGUGAUGGCGGCGAUGGCGGCGAUGGCGGUGAUGGCGGUGAUGGUGGUGGAGGAGGAGCACCAGCAGUUGAUGAUAGCGACGAUGACGAUGAUGAUGCAGAUGCUGAUGGUGAUGGUGGAGAUGAUGGAGAUGGUGGCGAUGGUGGCGAUGGUGGCGAUGAUGGCGAUGGUGGCGAUGGUGGUGAUGACGGUGAUGGCGGUGACGGCGGUGACGGCGGUGGUGAUGACGGUGAUGGUGGUGAUGGUGGGGAUGACGGUGACGAUGGAGAUGGUGGAGAUGAUGACGAUGGAGGAGAUGAUAAUGAUGGUGGU